CCGACCCGGCACCAGCUAGAGGAGCUGCCCGUCACCAUGGUAACGCCUGCCAAGGACCCCCCAUCCCUGGACACAGCCAUUCAGCAUGCCCUGGCCGGCCUCUAUCCCCCGUUUGAGGCCACAGCGCCCACCAUCCUGGGGCAGGUAUUCCGACUCCUGGACUCUGACUUCCAGGGGGAUGGGCUGAGCUUCCUUUUGGAUUUCCUCAUUCCUGCCAAGCGCCUGUGUGAGCAAGUGCGUGAAGCAGCCUGUGCCCCGUACUCACGCCGCGUCUUCCUGCAUGAGGGCUGGCCGCUGUGCCUGCGGGAUGAGGUCGUGGUGCACCUGGCCCCCCUCAAUCCCCUCUUACUGCGCCAGGGAGACUUCUACCUCCAAGUGGAGCCCCAGGAGGAGCAGUCUGUCUGCAUCACGGUCAAGUGCCUCUCCUUGGACCUCCGCACAGUGGACACGAAGCCUGUUCCCGCGUCAUCCUACCCUGUACUUUUCACCCAAACGUGGCUGGAGGCCAUCAACAGUGACUUUGAGGGGGGCCCCCUACACAACUGCCUGGUAGCUUCAGAAGAUGGGGUUGCUCCUGUGCCCUGGGCCAAGAUAGCCAGCCCAGAGUUUGUGGAUGACAGACCCCAAGCAGUGAAUGUCCUCUCCCCAGCCUGGGGGUCCCUUGAAUUAGAGGCCCUCGAUUUGAGCAGCCCCACAGAGCUUCAUCAGCCCAGGCCCUCAGGCAGCCAGGUGCUGCUUGCCCGGAGCUUGGCCAAGGGCAAGGGCGGGACUCACGGGGACAAGUACCCUGGACUCAUCAAAGUGGAACAAGCCAGGCCUGGGGAGGUGGCCCUUAGGAUGGACAGCGUGGCCAGCCAGGACCUCGAGGGAGACUAUGUGGCCCUCCUGGAGAGCAGAGGAGGGUCUCCCAGUAGGGAAGUGGAGACGUCCAGUGGGUGUCCUUUGGGGGCACUGGAGGAACCAGCCAGAACUAAGGAAAUCCCUUUCUCUCAAAGGAUGCUGCCUCUUUUGGGGGACAGUGGGGAACCUUCCUUGGAAAAAUGGGCUUGUGAGAAGCCAGCAAGUGCAGAAGAGGAGACCUGCGGGUUGAUCUUGAGGAGGAAGGUCAACUAUAAAGUUAACCCACCCAGCCGUGACUCAGAACAUCAGCCCCAGGAGCCCUACCUCAACAUCCUUGGAAAGCCACUGCCCUGUGCCUCUGGCCUUGAGAUGCAAGAACCUCUGGGAAACCCAGAAAAUAUGGUCCAACUCAGGCCUGACCCAAAACGAGCAUCCUUCCUACACCUGUGCUCAGCUUCCCCGCCUGCUGCUCCAGCCCCUGAAACCAAGAUGGAAGAGAGGGCCAGACAGGGGCAUGGGACACUUCCCAAGCCUGAGACUGGCCCCCCUCGGAACACCUCCUCUUCCAGAUCCCCUACUCCUGGGCUCAGAGUCUCCUUCUUGAAAGGACAGAGGCAAGCCCCGGUGCCCCCUGAGAAAGCCUCCCUCCAGCACGACAGGCCCUGGAGAGUCUUGUGCUCGCUCUCCUCUCCCAAACCCAACCGAGCCAGGUGCUUGGGGACAGCUGGAACGACUCAGACCAAAACAUCUGGCCCAGCUGCUGACUCAGGCCCACUGACUGGGGAAAAGGCCGGCUUCCCAGAAGUCAUUCCAGAAAUAGGCCCCCCUCUGGAUGAGGAGUCCCCAGAGCCUGAGCCUAGGAUUGGGGCUCUGAGUCUGGAAAUCUUCCAGUCACGGAUAGCAUGCCUGCCAGGUGGUCGGGACAGGGCGGGCAGGCGCCUGCUUUUGGUGUCAACCGCUGAGGGGGCCUGGGAGGCACCGUGGUGCACCGUCUCAGAAGUCACCAAGUUGCUCUCCUACCUGUGCACCGUCCCCAGGCCUGAAGAUAAAACUAAGGGGCUGGCGGUUGUGAUUGAUGCCCGGAAACAGCCUCCACACCCUGGUCUGGUCAGUGCCCUGCAGGCCACCCAGGCUCUGGCCCCAGCCUCCAUCUGCGCUGUGUUCUACCUGGGAGAGAAGGAGGCCGCUCUCCAGCUAGAAAUGUUACCUGGUACCCAGGUAGAGGUGGUGACCUCACUGAGAGCUCUCAGCCACCACGUGGACCCCGGCCAGCUGCCCGCAGCCCUGGAAGGCCCCUUCCCCUACUGCCACAGCGAGUGGGUGCAAUUCUUCCAGAAGCUGGACCGUUUCCUUGCUGAUCUGCACCAGGUCUCCUCCCUGCUAAAGGCUUCCAUCAAGCAGUUUGAGAAGAGUGACCCCCCUGGAGGGGUGCAGGAAGCCUCCAGGUGUCUGAGCAAGUCCAAGGAGCUGAUGGAGACGGUGCUGAAGGACCCAGGCCUGCUGGGCCUCCAGAGGGAAGGGGGAGUCACUCUGGCCAGGCUGCGGCAGGAAGCUGGGAGGCUGGACGACAACCCUGAUGUCAGGAGCCGUCUGGCCGAAGCCGCCGCCUGGUAUGGCCUCGUGGACGAGCAGCUACAUGUCCUGGUCACUGCAUCUAACCACCUCCUGGGGAGGCUGGAGCUCCGCAUCCGCCUCGGCCGCCUGGAAGCCGCCAUCCACCAGGUCAGCAACUGGAUGGAGCAGGAGGGGAGCCAGUGCCUGCAGGUGCUGACGCCCAAAGACAGAAGCUUGGAGACUGUGGAGAAAGCCCACGCGGAGUUUGAGGACUUCUUCCUCCAGGCUGCAGCCCAGUACCGCCGUGGCCUGGAACUGUCCAAGCGGGCAGCUCAGCUGGGGGCCACGGCCGGAGCGGCGGGAGGAGCGCAGUGCCCGGAGCUGGCCGCCUUCGCGUCCACGCAGCGGGCCUUCCAGGCCAAGCUGACCCACUUCUACAUGGCGGCUGAGCGGCAACGCACAGACCUGGAGACGCUGCUGCACCUGCACCACUUCUGCAGGAAGAUAACCUGGUUCCACGCGGACUGUCAGGACCUGAUGAGGCAGCUCCGGCUGGGCAAGACGCCAAAGGCCAGCCCUGGGGACCAGCGCUGCCUCCACCGCUACCUGCAGCGUCUGGCGUCCGAGUUCCCCGCCGAGAAGCUCCGCGCCAUGGGGCUGCAGGUGGCCUCUCUGAGCCAGGAGGGCCCGGGCCAGGCACUGUGGGAGGAGGCCCGGGUGAGGCAGGAGGAGAUCCAGACCCUCCUGAAGAAGGCGCUGGCCCACUGUCCGUGCCCAGCGGGGCCCACCGCCCACGCGGCACACCCGGAACUAAAAAGGGCAGCUGCCAAGGGUCAGGGUCUGAAUGCAGAUAUCGCUUCCCAGGAAAGGCAGGGCCUGCCCCUCCGGGACUCACUGUGCCCAGAUCGUUGGCCACAUUCCUGGUGGCCUCGGGCCCCUGCAGAGGAGCAGAACAGAGAUUUCCAGACAGGCCUUCUGCCCCAGGAAGCUGGCCAGGCUGUGGAGGCUGAUGAAGUCAAAAGCUCCCAUGAGCCCUUUGAUCCUGCCCCUGAGCCUUUCCUCACCCCCGUCUUCUCCUGGCAGCGACCCCCUGGGCAGAGUCAGGGCUGCCAUCCCACUGGAGGCAGCUUCUCCUCGGAGGGACUCACAGAUGCCUCUGGAGAACUCACCCCGGACCAGUCUCCCUGCGUCUCUCUAGCUAGGACCCCCGCCAAUCACACCAGACUCCAGAGGGUGGCUGGGGAAGGGCCCAGUGACAAGAGGAAAUUGGGGAGCCCUGGCUGAGCCCCUCUGGACACGGCUCCUGGGCAGUCGCUGUGUGUUUGGCCUAUGCCAGGAGAGGGCAGGAGCCUGAGCCCACUCUGAGCCCCGGGAAACUGCAGGAAGACCUGACUCCGGAUGGGAAUAGGGAGUAAGGAGGGCAGGGCAGGGCAUAGUGGAGCCUGGGACGGCCUACACAACCCCCACAUCCCAUCGCGGGACAAGUAGUUGGUACAGAACCUUCCAGAAGUCUCAGUCCCAGGCAAGCCAACAACCGCCUGGAGUUCAGGGGUGCACAGCCUUCUCCUUGGGGUCGUGAGUGGGGGGAUUGGGGAGUGGCUUCUUAACUG
This is a messenger RNA of Hyaena hyaena (striped hyena), 4004 nucleotides long. RefSeq names its product KIAA1755 ortholog. NCBI's taxonomy places the organism in Eukaryota, Metazoa, Chordata, Mammalia, Carnivora, Hyaenidae. The transcript is spliced from 14 exons. The record is from RefSeq and is a predicted model, not a curated record. Bases 37 to 3678 code for a protein of 1213 amino acids.